AUGGGCUGCAACCACAGUACGCUGUCGUCCCGCGCCGGUGACGACGACACGGCGCGGCAGCGGGCGUCGUCGGCGCCCGCCGUGCCGCAGCCCUCGCUGCACGUGCCCUCCGUGUCGAUGCGGGCGACGGGGCGCAAUUCCGUGCACAGCGCCGACUGGGCCGACGCCGAUACGCUCGACCCGCUCCAGAUUGCCUACUACAUUCCGCCCCAAAACGUAGCGCGCGUCCGAGCUAUUCCGUCCUCGUACAUGAAGACCGAGGUGGGGCAUUGGCUCGGGCGGCCGGUGCUGCUCAAGUCGGUCGACACGACACGGUCGGACGAGGAGCAAGCGCGCAUGCGGCAGAAGCUCACGGCCGAGAUCCAGUCGAUGGCGCGCAUGAACCACCCCAACAUUGUUCAAUUUCUCGGUUUUUACAUCACGCCGAACCGGGACGUGUGCUGCAUCACCGAGUUUGCCGAGGGCGGGACGCUGCGCCACCUCCUCGACAACCGUAACGUCUUGGAGCGGCUCACGUGGGGCCUGGAGAAGAUCGCACUCGCUAUCGACAUUGCCUCGGCGCUCGCGGCCAUGCACGUGCUCAAGCCGACGCUCAUUCAUCGCAACGUCAAGGCGUCCAAAGUGCUUUUGACGUCCGAGAAGAUCGCCAAGCUCAGCGGCUUUGGCGUCGCGCGCGAAAAGACGUUCGAGUACGACAUGGCGAGCGGCGUCAGCGAUUUGCAGUGGUCGGCGCCCGAGCUGCUCUUGGACGGCGAAGACUACAACGAGCAAGUGGACGUCUAUGCCUUUGGGAUGCUCUUGACCGAGCUCGACACGGGCGCCAUUCCGUUUGCGACGGAAAUGGCCUCGAUGCAGCAGGACGAGCUCAGGGCCAAGAUCACGGCUGGCGUCCUUCGGCCCAAACUGUCGCCGACGUGCCCGCAGGUCAUUCGGAAUAUCGUGACGCAGUGCCUCCAGCAAGACCCGCGACUGCGCCCGCGCAGUGACAAGGUGCUCGCCAUGCUCCAAGACGCCCAGAUUGCCCUUGAAAAAGAAUGUGAAAACGACGUACCAUAAUAGAACGGUUAAAAAACUAAAAGACUGCAGUGCAAGGAACGG
Molecule: messenger RNA, 1098 nt
Organism: Saprolegnia diclina VS20
Lineage: Eukaryota; Oomycota; Saprolegniomycetes; Saprolegniales; Saprolegniaceae
Product: TKL protein kinase
Exons: 1
Coding region: 1-1056 (351 amino acids)
Biological process (GO): protein phosphorylation
Molecular function (GO): ATP binding; protein kinase activity
Source: RefSeq, a predicted model, not a curated record